GAGCUGAAAAUGUCUAUCCUUGGCCUAAAGAAGAAACAGCCCAAGACUUUUAAAGUCAAAGUCGUCACUAUGGAUGCCGAAAUGGAAUUCAGUUGUGAAGUUAAGUGGAAAGGAAAAGACCUGUUUGACCUUGUUUGCCGUACCAUUGGACUUCGGGAAACCUGGUUCUUUGGUCUGAGAUAUAAGGUGAAGGAUACCAACGCCUGGCUGAAGACAGAGAAACGGGUCUUGGAUCAAGAAGUCCCCAAAGACUCCCCAAUAACAUUUCAUUUCUUAGCAAAAUUCUUCCCUGAGAAGGUGGAGGAGGAGCUGGUCCAGGAGAUUACGCAGCAUCUCUUCUUCUUACAGGUUAAAAAGCAGAUAUUAGAUGAAGAGAUAUUUUGUUCACCUGAAGCGUCUGUACUUUUGGCAUCAUAUGCUGUUCAAGCAAAGUAUGGUGACUAUGACCCAAACUUCCACAAACCUGGCUUUUUGGCCCAAGAUGAACUCCUGCCUAAAAGAGUUUUGAUGCAGUACCAGAUGACCCCGGACAUGUGGGAGGAGAAGAUCACCGCCUGGUAUGCAGAGCACAGAGGUAUCGCCAGGGAUGAGGCGGAGAUGGAGUACCUGAAGAUAGCACAGGACCUUGAGAUGUACGGUGUUAGCUACUUCUCCAUCACACAAAACAAGCGUGACACGGAGCUGCAGCUGGGUGUGGAUGCCCAGGGUCUGCACAUCUACAGCCCCAACAGCAAGCUCACCCCCAACAAGUCCUUCCCCUGGAGUGGUAUCCGCAACAUCUCAUACAGCGAGAAAGAGUUCACGAUAAAGCCACUUGACAAGAAGAAGGAUGUUUUCAAGUUCUACUCUUCUCAGCUACGUGUUAACAAACUGAUCCUGCAGCUCUGCAUUGGGAACCACGACCUGUUCAUGAGGAGAAGAAAAGUGGACUCGAUAGAGGUCCAGCAGAUGAAGGCUCUGGCCAAGGAAGAGAAAGCCAGGAAAAAGAUGGAGAGGCAGGUGCUGGCCCGGGAGAAGCAGAUGAGGGAGGAGGCGGAGAGAGCCAAAGAGGAGAUGGAGCGACGCCUCUUCCAGCUGCAGGACGAAGCCCGCAUGGCCAACGAGGCCCUGCUCCGCUCAGAGGAGACGGCGGACCUGCUGGCAGAGAAGGCCCAGAUCGCGGAGGAGGAGGCCAAGCUGCUGGCUCACAAGGCUGCGGAGGCGGAGCAGGAGCGCCAGCGGCUGGAGGUGACGGCGCUCAAGACCAAGGAGGAGAAACGACUGAUGGAGCAGAAGAUGCGCGAGGCCGAGUCGCUGGCUGUGAAGCUCGUGGAGCAGUCCGAGAGGAGGUUAAAGGAGGCUGAUCACCUAAAGCAGGACCUGAAUGAGGCUAAGGAUGCAGAGCGCAGGGCCAAGCAGAAGCUCCUGGACAUCACCAAAACCACAUACCCGGUGAUCACUUCUUAUGCUACCCCUCCUGCCGCCCCCGAAUACCCUGAAGUGUCCAUGGAAACAGGCUCGCACAGAAUGGACUUCAAGGACUCAGACAUGAAAAGGCUGUCUAUGGAAAUCGAGAGGGAACGGUUGGAGUACAUGGAGAAGAGCAAGCACUUGCAGGACCAGUUGAAGGAACUGAAGUCUGAGAUUGAGUCCCUGAAGCUGGAGGAGCAACAGCAGCAGGCCGGCGUGUUUGGCAUGUGUCCACCCCAGGCCCGCAUCUACUCCGAGCCCAUCUACUUACCUCACAGCAACCGCAACUCUGCCUACCUGACUCAGAUGGCCUACUUUGAGGAGGUGUGAAUGGAGAGACUCCUCAUCGAGAGGAAGAGGAGGAAAGGGCAACAGUACAUAUCCACCUGGAUGUGCGUACUGAUUUUAGCCAUGAACACACACACACACACACACACACACACACCAAGGAGCAGAACAUUUCAGCCUCUACACUAACUCCCAUUGUGAGUCCUGAAGGAACUCUUCACAAACUUUAUUUUUUUUCCUUGCAUUUCAUGGUCUACACAAUUUUAAGUUAUGUGUGCAUUUGGUUGUGUGCAUCUUCCUUGUGCUUUAAUUUCAAACUGAGGUUCCACUGUACAUAUAGCCUAUCUACUAUCAAACCCAGGUGCAUUUUACAAACGUGUUGAAAAAGGGAUUAAUGUUCAGCAAGACGUAUGACUAGUUCAAACCUCUGACACAGUUCCUUGCUGUGAUAUUGCUGUGAAACUCAAGAAAUAUUUAAAGAUCUUGUCGUUUGUGACGAGCAAGCGGUUUAGUAGGUAAAUUACAUUCUGUGAAGUGAGACCACACCCAGUCCCAGAAAGUUAUCACAUAGGAUUAGAUAUCACAUUUUGGGCCCUCAUUUAAAAGGCGGGCAAAGUGUCAAGUCUGUCAUCAAGCAAAGUUGUCGUCCAUGAACUACAGCUAUCCUGUUGCAUGUGAGCGCACUGAGUCUGAGUCCUCAGUGUUUGCACGUAAAGUCUUACCAAUGGCCUUAAAUCAGUUAAUGGAUUUUGCCUAGUUAUUAAAUUAUCUUAAAGGAGAAACCCGGUGAUUUUCUUCACAUAGAUCUCCAUUUAUCGAGGUCACCGAGUACUGUCGGUAUUAAAAAAAACCCGAAAACAAUCGGUUUUGCCCAGCUCGAGUUGCUGCAGCCAACAGCUAAAGCAGCAAGGCAGCUACAGUACUACACAUGGGGGCUCAUGCCCCCCAGAGUGUAAGAAUAGUUUUAGAAGACUGGUCUAAUUUUUCUCAAAUUUACACUACCGGUCAAAAGUUUGGGGUCACUUAGAUUACAAUUUACAUAAUUGCAAAAGGGUUCUCCAAUGUUUUCUCAA
This is a messenger RNA of Alosa sapidissima (American shad), 2810 nucleotides long. It is a transcript of the gene nf2b, whose product is annotated as neurofibromin 2b (merlin). Gene Ontology annotation, cellular component: filopodium; cytoskeleton; adherens junction. The record is from RefSeq and is a predicted model, not a curated record. Bases 10 to 1779 code for a protein of 589 amino acids. The transcript is spliced from 16 exons. Gene Ontology annotation, biological process: regulation of cell shape; positive regulation of early endosome to late endosome transport; regulation of gliogenesis. Lineage: Eukaryota; Metazoa; Chordata; Actinopteri; Clupeiformes; Clupeidae. Gene Ontology annotation, molecular function: actin binding; cell adhesion molecule binding.